AUGCAUCUGCUGAGAACUGCCAGUCUCCUUGCGCUUCCCGUUCUGGGGAGCGCACAGUCUUUCGCUACUCGUCAAGCUCCAGAGGCCGCAGAUGAGACCAACAACGCUACUGUCCCUAUUGCUAAGAGCUAUAUUAUCGAGUAUGCCUCGGGAUCUGCUAAAGCUCGUCGCGACGUCGCCCUCGAAGCCGAUAUCAAGGUCGUCAAGAACUUCGAGAGCGACAUAUUCUCCGGCGCCAGCAUUGAGACCGACACCCAUAACAUUGAUAGCUUGCAGAAUCUAGCCGGUGUCGUUCGCGUCUGGCAGAAUACCCGUGUCAGCUUGUCUCCUGUUGAGGGUCUCGAAUCGAUUGAGGAGGCUGCCGCUGGUGACUACAGUCCACAUAACACCACCGGCGUGAGCAAGCUUCAUGACAAAGGCAUUUUUGGAAAGGGAGUCAAGGUUGGCGUUGUUGACUCUGGAACUUGGUACCUGCACCCAGCCCUGGGGGGAGGCUUCGGUCCGGGUUUCAAGGUUGCCGGUGGUUAUGAUCUUGUCGGCAACGGCAUCUGGCCUUAUGAGGAUAAGACCCCAGAUGAUGAUCCGUUGGACCAGCUUGGACAUGGAACCCACGUUGCAGGAAUCAUUGCUGGAAAGAACGACUGGUGGAGCGGAGUUGCCCCUGAGGCGACGCUCUACUCAUACAAGGUCUUUGCUCAACUGGAUGCUACGGACGAUGCUACUCUCAUCGAAGCUUUCCUCCGAGCCUACUCUGACGGCGUUGACAUCAUCACUGCCAGUAUCGGCGGUCCAGGCGGCUGGUCUACGAACGCGUGGGCUGAGAUCGCUUCUCGCUUGGUCGACGAAGGAGUCGUAGUUACCAUCGCUAACGGUAACUCGGGUGCAGCCGGUGCCUUUUUCGGAAGCAGUGGUUCCUCUGGCAAGAACGUACUCGCCGUCGCCUCUGUGGAGACCGAGAAGUAUCCUGCUUCCCCUUUUGAGUUGACAUCAAUUCUCGACGGGAAAACCGAGACUGUCAAGGCUGGAUACUUGCCUUCAACUUACUACUUCUCAUCCGACAUUGUUGACUGGCCAGUCGUUCCUCUGAACUUCGACAUCACCGACCCCGCGGACGGCUGCGAGCCCUACCCCAACGGUACACGAAGCCUCAAGGGCGUUAUUCCCUUGGUGAGAAGAGGCACUUGCACUUUUGCGACUAAGCAGGCCAACCUAGUUGCCAUUGGUGCUGAGUAUAUCUUGUUCUACAACAACGAAAACCCCAUCAUCACUCCCGGAACUGAUGAUGAUGUUGGUCUGAUUGCUCUCAUCACUGCCGCAGCUGGUAAGGCCAUCAUUGAGACGGUCCAAGCCGGCGGCAAUGUCACCGCGGAUUUUUCUCUCAACCCUGAGCAGGUUGUUGGUCUGGAAUAUCCUGCAGGUGGCAGACCUAACACCUUCACUUCUUGGGGUGCUUCAAAUGACCUCGAUAUCAAGCCCGAUAUUGCUGCUCCUGGUGGCCAAAUCUUUAGCACCUACCUUGACGAUACCUAUGCUCUCCUGUCCGGUACAUCGAUGGCCACACCGUACGUAGCAGGUGUUGCGGCGCUCUUCAUCAACGCCCACGGCGGCCGAUCCGUGCACGGCAAGAGCUUCGCCAAAACACUGCAUCGAAGAAUCAUCGCUAGUGGAACCUCUCUUCCCUGGUCUGAUGGAACCGCAACCGACUACGGUUUCUCCGCCUCAGUUGCCCAAGUUGGCAACGGUCUCAUCAACGCCUUCAAGAUCGUCAACUACACCACCGACAUUGCUUUUGAGAAGAUCGCUCUCAAUGACACCCAUUACUUCAGCCGUUACCACGAUGUGAUUGUUACGAACAAUGGUGCCAAGGAUGUCAGCUACAAGCUCUCUUACGAGGCUGCUGCUGGGGUGGAAAUUCUUGGCUGGUACCCAUUCGUCGCACCGUGGGGUGGGGAGAAGAGACUCAAGAGCUUCACGGAGUUGGCGCCGAAGAGCCUGCCUGUCGAGGUAUCUUUGCCGAGAGAUUUCACUCUGAAGCCGGGCGAGAGCAAGACUGUCAGCGUCAACUUCCCCAAUCCCGACGGCCUGGGCUGGAACUCUUCUGCUCUGCCCAUCUAUAGCGGAAAGGUCAUAGUCUCGGGCAAUAAUGGAGAGCAACUUUCCGUGCCCUACCUAGGCCUCGGUGCGAAUCUGAAGGCCGAAAUUAGCCCUAUCUACCGUCCCUCGUACCCAUUCACCACACAGAGAGACUACGUCUACUCAUUCAAUCUCGAUCCAUCUAUCGCGGAUUUCCCCAUCAUCUACUCAAAGCUCAUUUGGGGCAGCAAGGAGGUCCGAUGGGAUAUUUACGAAGCUGGUUGGACUGAGAGGGAAUGGGAAUACCCGCCCGUUCCCGGCCAAAACGGCUACAUUGGCCCAGCCACUAGCCACGUUGUAGCCGGCAGUGUGUCGUACUUUGACCCUACUCUCUACGACCCAGAUGACACCUGGACUUACCCCGAGGUCGACUUGUACCGCAAUGCUCAGACUCAGGCGUCGUACCACGAGUUCUGGUGGUUCGGGAAGCUUGGCAACGGAAGCCAGAUUGAACUCGGAAAUUACACCAUGCGAUUCGCCACGUUGAAGCCUUUCGGAAACCCUGCAGCUGCUGAUAACUGGGAUGUUUUCCAGACACCGCAGAUCCAGGUCACCGGCAAGUACGAGAGGCGAGGGUAG
Molecule: messenger RNA, 2712 nt
Organism: Colletotrichum godetiae
Lineage: Eukaryota; Fungi; Ascomycota; Sordariomycetes; Glomerellales; Glomerellaceae
Product: peptidase S8/S53 domain-containing protein
Exons: 16
Coding region: 1-2712 (903 amino acids)
Biological process (GO): proteolysis
Cellular component (GO): membrane; cell wall
Molecular function (GO): serine-type endopeptidase activity
Source: RefSeq, a predicted model, not a curated record